GUGCGGAUUCAGUUUCUGAUUGACAGCUUGACCAGCGAACCAGUAGUGUUCGUUUUAAGGGCGGGUUUUUAGUGUUUAGGAAAUGGUUUCCAAGUUUUCUGCACGAUAAGCUAGAGAGGAGGAUGGAUGCCACUCAGCAGAUUGAUGAUCCCUUCUCUGAACAGGAAGAGGAGGAGAAGGAAGGACCAGAAAGAGAACAGCUAGCAACAUUAAAGGUGUUCAAAAACAACCACAUACAAGAGGCAGAAUUCCCUCUCUACAUCGGAGAGAAUGUCAUCGGUCGUAAUCCUGCUCUCUGCUCUGUUCUGCUUCCGGCCCAAUCUGUAUCCAGUCGGCAUGCUGUCAUCUCCAUCUCAGUGUUCUGCUCUAGGAAAGACCGUUUUGGUAACGGUGAUGAUGUAGAAGCACUUUUAUGGGACAUGGGCAGUUUGAAUGGAACCAGGAAAGGCAGAUUCAAACUAACGCCUCAGGUACGAUAUGCUUUGACUGAAGGAGAAAGUGUGGUGUUCGCUGAUGUGCCAUGUCAGUACAUUGGCUUGAACAUCUCAAAGAAAGAUACACGCAUAACUCCAGAAAAUGGAGGAGUGUCCAAAAAGGAGAAAAAUUCAAGUCCAGUGUUAUCAAGCAGUGACUCGGAGUCAGAGCUGAGUAAAGGCGUGCGGAAAAGGUUAAAUGUGAAAGAGAGGAGCGUUCUGCCUCCUGUGCCUUUAUGGAGCCCUGAGGAUGAACAACCCAAGACGAGUUCACCACAGCCAGCUCACAAACAUCCUGAGAUCACCCUGGUGCCUGAAUCGGAAUCAGAUGGAGAGAAUGCCACGGAUGAGAGGAAAGAUUUUGUUUCAGACUCGGCGUCGUCCUCUCAUCUGUGUAGUUCCACUAAUUCAUCAUUUCUGACCCCUGCAAAAAAAGUCAUUCCAGAGAGUGAGGAUGAAAGUUCUAUCACUCCAUCUUCAGCCUCCAUAGACCGGUUCAGACUGCAAAACCCUGAUGAGCCCGGUUCAAAUUCAUUUAAGCCUAGCCCUCUAGUCCUAAAUCUGGACCGUGACAUUGAUUUAGAAGAAAACGACAUAGAGAAAAGCAAGCCUGAAGCAGAGGCUCACCCUGACUUAGCUCCUAAGGUGGAACCAGUAUCUUCAGCUGAAUUUCAUAUGGACAGUGAUACUGAUGUUGAGGAAGAUGAGGAAGAGAAAAGCAAGACUGAAGCACAGGUUAACACUGAAGAAGCUCCAAAUGUGAAGUCAGAUCUUCAUGUGGACAGUGAUACUGAUGUUGAGGAGAAUAAGGCUUAUGUAACUGAAAACGUCUCCAAAAAGGAUUCAGUUACAGAAAGUCCUCCAUUAGCACCACAAUAUACAGACUUCCACUUGGACAGUGACACUGAUGUUGAAGACGAUAAUCCCAUGAAGGUUUCCAUUGCAACAGAGGUUUUACAUCCUGUUGGAGAGGGAAGUGAUGUCAGACCUACAUCAACUCCAGCGACAGAGCUGCACAUGGACAGUGACACAGAUGUAGAUGAAGAGAAUGAGGACAAAGAAAAGGUGAAGGCUAGAGACCUUCUGUCUAACAGUGAAACAGAUGAUGAGGAUCCUUUUAAACCUUUACCAGACAAAGCUGUGAAGCCUGCAUGGAGUCAGAAAUUUUCUGUAGAGCAAUCAGAAAAGAGAACCCAUAAAAAACAAGACCAUUAUUCUCAUGCAAAGACUAAUCUUGAGGAACCGACCCAAGCUUUUGGCCAUUUAGACGAAGACUGGGACUUGCUUCCCACACAAGCAUAUGGAACUGCUGGAGCCAGUGCUAGGCUCAAGCCAAAACAGCUUGAUCUUGAGGCUACACAAGCAUAUGGAACAGAGACAGACAUGGAGGAAGAGCAGGAGCCUCUCAACCAUACCCAACCAUACGCCAACCUCUCAACUGCUGAAACUCAACUCAUACAUGUAGCAAAGCCUGAUGAUGGGGAGGAGGAGGAAGAUAAAGACACACAAAAUGACUCUCACCUUUCCACAUCUGACACUUUGAUCAUAGCCAGCACCCCAAAAAGAGAGGAGCAGACACAGCAAUUUUCUAUCUUCACAGCCCAAACACAACUUAUCUGGGAGGCAGAAGACCAAGAGGUUUAUCAGAAUGAGCCCACCCAGCUCAUGACCGACACCAUCGAUGAAACGCAGGAGAGUGAGGAGAUCAUGAAGCAAGGUAAGAGAACGGCACACAAAGGUAAAAACACCAGCUCCUCUCUUAUAAUUGCUGAAACUCAGCCCAUGUGUGAGGAAGUAGUGGCAACAAAUGCAGAUCUGAAUGGGGAUGGCUUUCAGAAACCAAGUACAAGACAGCAUGCUGAGAAAUAUGAUUCUGCAUAUCUUGCUGAAACCAACUUCAGCUCCCGUCUCACUAUUGCUGAAACGCAACAAAUGUGUGAUGAUGGAGAAGCACCAGAUCAGGACAAUAUGGUGACCAGUACUCGUAUAGAAAUCGCUGAAACACAGCCAAUGUUUGAGGUAGAUGAAGCACCAGAGGAUGAUCAGAACAAUGAGGUCAACAGAAGGCAAAGCGAAGGUAAGUCCAUACCUCAUAUUGAAAAAGCCUCUGCCUCCAGUUGUGCCAUCCCUGAAACACAGUCUGUUGGCGAAGAUGAUGAGGGACAAGAGCAAGAGCUCAGCAGCAAGACGUCUAGCAGAAGAUCACGCAGGUGUAGACCAAAAAAAGGGAAGGAAGUCUCACAACUUGCUGAGGCUGUUCCCGAUCACACUAUAACAGAAACGCAACCAAUGUAUGAGGAACAACUAAUCGAGGAUCUGAAAAGUGAGCUCAGUUCACCAAGUAAAAGACAACAAGCAGAUGAAUUGAAAUCACCAGAACUUUCUAAAACUGACUUCAAAACAUGUGUCACUGUUGCUGAAACACAACCUAUGUAUGAAGAAGAGGCAGCUUGUGAGGAUCUGAAUAAUGCGCUUGGCACCAGGCAGAUAGAUGAAGACAGAUCCACAGAACUCCCAAUACCCUCGAGCUCCCAUAUCAGUAUAUCUGAAACACAGCCUAUGCAUAAGGAAGAUGAUGGACAGGGAAAAGACCUCAGCAGGAAGAUGACAAGCAUAAGUUCACGCAGGGGAAGACCAAAGAAAGACGAAAAGGUAACACAAACUGUUGAAGGUGCUAUUCAUCAGAAUAUCACAGAAACCCAACCACUUCCUAAAGAAGUAAUUGAAAAGGAUGAAGCUCUGAACAGCGGAGUGAAAUACAGGAGGUCCCGCAGAGGAAGGCCAAUAAAAAAGGACAGCGUUCCACAACCUGCUGAAGCUGCUGUUAGCUCCCUUUCCAUUAACACAGAAACUCAGCCUGUUUAUGAGGACAGAACUGAAAGGGAUGAAGAUCUGAGUGGCAUCAGAUCCAAAAGACCCCGCAGAGGAAGACAAAAAGACGAAGAUGAACCUACACAGUCUGCUGAACCUAACUCUGAUCUCAGUGUUGUUGGAACACAGCCCAUGGUUGAGGAGAAUGCUCAAGAAGAACCUAGUGGCAGAAGACAGAGGAAAGACAAGACAGAUGUGCAGAACGAUCACACCCAAGAAACACUUAUUGGCAGAAGUAGCAGAAGACAGAGGAAAGACAAGACAGAGGUGGAGAGUGAGACAACUGUAUCUAGUAAAGCCCAAGGUAAAACUAGAAAAGGGCAGGAAGGAAAAAGAAAGAGGGGGAAAGCAUUGUCUGAGGAUGAGGAAGAAAGUGAAGUGGACAAAAACACAAGGAGAGGAACCAGACGGACAGGCAUAAAACUGAAGUGUAAUGAAAAGGAAGAAGAGGAAAGAUUGGUGGAGAGGGAUGCCCAAGAAGUGAAAGAGAAGAUGGAUAAAGAGCUCCAAGAACGAGAAAAGACAGAGAGGGAAGAAAAUGAAAGACUGGAGUAUGAGAGAAAGAAACGAGAAGAAUGUGAACAAAGGGAGAGGGCUGAAACGGAAAUGAGACAAAAACUAGAACAAGAGCAGAAGGAAUUAGAGGAAAAAGAAACACUGAAAAGGGAAGAAGAAAAAGUGAAAAAAGAAAUUGAGAGAAUUCAGAGGGAAAAGGAAUUUUUAGAAAAAGAAGAGAAGGAGAGGUUGGAGAGGGAGAGGAGAGAACUAGAAGAGCAAAGACGAAAAGAAGAAGAGGAAAGAAUUCAAAAGGAGAAGGAACAAAUAGAGAGGGAAAGAUUAGAGGCAGAAAGAGAAAGACAAGAAAAUGAGGGACUUCAGAUGAGAACAAGAGAACAAAAAAAGACAAAGGAGAGAUACCAUCAGAAAGAGCAGAAGAAUGAGCGACUGGAUGAGGACAAGGCAGAACCAGAAGCUCCUCUAGUUCCUCUGGCCAGACAAACACGCCGCUGCUCAAGCUCUUCUAUGAACUCUGAUCAGUCUCCAUCCUCACAAUGGGAGGCGUCCAGUCAGAGGGGACGAGGGCGGGGCAGGGGGCAAGGCCGAGGGAAGCCGACAACUGAUGAGCAACCCAUCAGUGCUAGACAGUCUGGCAGGAGAGGACCAGCUAGUGCAGUUGAAGACACCGAGCAGAACUCCAAUAUAACAACCCGUUCCCGCUCCAGUUCUAGAAGUUCUGAAAGAUCUGCUCAUAGUAUUGGACCUUCGAAUCAAGGGACGAGAGGAAGAGGCAGAGGCAGGAAGAGUACGAAACUACCGGAACCAGAAGUUGUUCCCCAACCUAAAACUUCUGGAAAAUGCAGGGGAAGAGGAGGAAGGCAUUCUGGUGCGCAGAAUGUAAAUGUUGAAAUGGACAAUGAGCAUGAACAAGAUGUUCAGGUGGUGGAAGACAGCACUGCUGUGCCCCAAACCAACAGCAGAGGUCGUAAGAGAGCAGCAAACAAUAGCGUAUCCCCAGAAGAGGCUCCUUCACCCACACCCAAGACUUCAAGGCGCUCUGUGGCUAUUCGGGCACACAAGGUGUUAUUCACUGGGGUGACAGAUCAGGAUGGAGAAAGAGUUGUCUCCCGGUUAGGUGGAAGUCUGGCUAGUGGAGUGAACGACAUGACUCAACUGGUGACUGAUAAAGCAAGGCGCACUGUUAAGUUUUUGUGCGCUGUUGCCAGAGGGGUGCCAAUCGUGACUCCUGAUUGGCUAAAAAAGUGUGGAAAAGCUGGCUAUUUCCUUUCUACUGAUGAAUAUAUAUUGAAAGAUGUCGAGCAGGAGAAAAAGUUUAGUUUCUGCCUACUGAAGUCAAUGCAAACUGCUCAAACUCAACCUCUUUUAAAGGGUUAUGAGAUUCACGUAACCCCUUCUGUAAUGCCAGAACCAUCUCAAAUGAAAGAAAUUAUCACCUGCUGUGGAGCACGUUUCCUCCCCAAAAUGCCGCCUGCUCACAAGGAGCACACUGUGGUGGUGUCAUGUGAGCAGGACAGGGUGCUUUGUGAUAAGGCAGUGAGUAUGUCAUUGCCCGUGGUCACCACAGAGUUCCUAUUGACUGGCAUUCUGCAGCAGAGAGUUGACCUGCAGGCCUAUUCUCUCACUUCUUCUCUCAACACAUCCAAUCAGCCUGCAGCCCCCAAGACUGCUGCCAGGGGCCGUAGGAAGUAAUGACAAUGACAUAGGAAAGGUCGUUUGUGUAAUACAUUUCCGCCAGUCUAUGAUAGAAUCUAAUACAUUUAAGAUCAGAUUGCGUAAGAUCAAUAUGUGAUGCUUAUUUCAGUUUUAUGAAUACAGUAAUGAGUUAGAUGAGAUGCUGCUAUACUUGUAACCACACAUCCACUGAUCCACUGAGGGCUGGAGAGUGUGAGGUGGAUGUCAAUGAAUGAUGAGUGUUAGUGAAAGGAGAAUGAGCUCCUCUCAUUUUUUAACGCAUUACUUCAAUAAACUCUUUCAGAGCCUAAAAUUAAGAAAUAUUUUGCGUUUUUGCCCUUUGAUAUUCAUAAAACGGCAUAAAUAAAAACCAAAUGCAUAUAAAAACGACAAAAAAGUCUAGUGCACAUUUGUAUUCAGGACGUUGGUCUCGGUGAUGAAUCGAUCUGAAGAACACCUUAAAGACCUUCACGUCUGUUCUGCAAAGGUUGGCUGAGUGAGUUCAGAUCCACUGACACGCCCAUAAGGGCUUGAGGCGCCGGGCUUUACCGACCGCACUCGAGACGCUGCAAGAUACCGAACGGAUUCCUAAGGUGCA
Messenger RNA from Carassius carassius (crucian carp), 6132 nucleotides. RefSeq names its product mediator of DNA damage checkpoint protein 1-like. Gene Ontology annotation, molecular function: protein binding. The record is from RefSeq and is a predicted model, not a curated record. The transcript has 10 exons. Gene Ontology annotation, cellular component: nucleus. Gene Ontology annotation, biological process: positive regulation of transcription initiation by RNA polymerase II. Bases 123 to 5552 code for a protein of 1809 amino acids. NCBI's taxonomy places the organism in Eukaryota, Metazoa, Chordata, Actinopteri, Cypriniformes, Cyprinidae.